UGCUAACCUCUUUUGUCACAUUCGGACGGCUCCUGCCGCUCAGUCACCACGCACACUCCACCCAGCAUCUUGGGUUGGAAGGUUUACCAGCCCGACGCUGGCAUUUUUAGUUCUUCCAGUGCGAAUCAGCUGUAGUCUUGGGGAGGAAGGAAAGGCUGAUCUCAGAAGGAAAUCCUAACAGGGAAAGGGCCUGGCUGCUUUUGUUUUUCCUUACCUGCACCCAACAACGUUGACUUCCGGAGUCAGUCAUUUUGGUGUCAAGAAAUCCUACAACAGGUGACUAGGAGGCGGCUGUUCCACACACAGAUGAGCAGUUGGGAGCCGUUAACCCAGAACUCUCCUACCAGGGCCCAAGCUCCAAGAUGUGAAACAGAAUACGAGUGAAUCACUUUUGGGAGAGCACUGCCAAGCAUGACGGAGAGCUCACUUGUUUCUUCGAGCAUUAGUGGGAGGCUUCUUAUCUCUACACUUAGUUUCUGCUGAAGGCCAGACUUUGGAGCUUUUCAAAGUAGAUCGAGGUCUCUCUCAGAUGCAUGGAGAGAAGUAACAUUCUGCAAAUUGCUGUUGGAGACCCCGGAACGACAAACCUAUCUGGUUUCUAUUCCCUGUGUUGAAUGGCAUUUGCUUCUGCCAUUCAAGGAUUCUGAACGUGUAACGAGGGAUCCAGGCUGGGAAGAUGCUGAGUUCCAUCAAGUGUGUGCUGGUGGGAGACUCUGCUGUGGGGAAGACCUCCCUGUUGGUGCGCUUCACCUCAGAGACCUUCCCAGAGGCCUACAAGCCCACGGUGUAUGAGAACACGGGCGUGGAUGUCUUCAUGGAUGGCAUGCAGAUCAGCCUGGGUCUGUGGGACACAGCCGGCAAUGACGCCUUCAAAAGCAUCCGUCCCCUGUCCUACCAGCAGGCCGAUGUGGUGCUGAUGUGCUACUCUGUGGCCAACCAUAACUCUUUCCUGAACCUGAAGAACAAGUGGAUUGGCGAAGUCAGGAGCAACUUGCCCUGUACCCCCGUGCUGGUGGUGGCCACCCAGACUGACCAGCGGGAGAUGGGGACCCACAGGGCCUCCUGCAUCAGUGCCAUCGAUGGGAAGAGACUGGCCCAGGAUGUGAGAGCAAAGGGCUACCUGGAGUGCUCAGCCCUUAGCAAUCGGGGGGUGCAGCAGGUGUUUGAGUGUGCCGUCCGAACUGCCGUCAACCAAGCUCGGAGACGCAACCGGAGAAAGCUCUUCUCCAUUAACGAGUGCAAGAUCUUCUAACCUCCGAGAGACUUUGCCCAACGCUCAUUUACUCACCCACCUCAAAGCUCAUGGGGACAGGGAGAGCCAACAGCAAGGGCUGAUGCUCUUUCUGGGUCCAUCCCAAGCAGGGUUUGCUUUAGGAUAUAGUUUGUUGAUGGGACUUGGUCACUGGAUGGUUUCAUUAAGUACAUUCUGCAAAUGAACUCCUCGUCCAGUCCAACUAAGCAGUCUCUUGAGGAGCUGUAAUGAAUAUUCUAUCUCCGGUUAAAAAAACUAAAAUGGUCUCUAUAACUUUGGACAGUGAAGUGAGUUUUCCAAAGAAUCCUAUAUUUAAAGACAUGUUUUAUUUAAAUGAUAACAAAAUGUAGAGCUCUUGUACAUAACUAGUUUUCAUGCUUGGGAACUCUUUUCCUACAGACUCACAAAACACACCCUGGUGUAUGUGUGAAAUGACCUUACAGGACUCUGCCGUAUGUUCGGAGUGUUAUUUUCACCUGAAGUAGUAACUUCGUUGAAGCCACUUGCCUACCUGAUUUUACUAGGUGAUCAAAUUUUAAAAGGACUACCAACCGAUCCUUGCUAUUAGUUUCCCACCCAGCUGUUAACCAAUUUGUAUAUCAAAGACAUUCGAUAACAUAUGCUACUUUAAUACUGCCUAAUGAUUUUAAACAGUUAUCUGUCUAUUUUCCUGUAAUUAUAUAUAAAAAAGCAUUUCUUAUUUAUGAUACUACCUUUCACUCAGCGAACUCCCAUUAUGCACUAAGUAUUCCUCUUUCAUUUACCAAAACGGAUGAAAGGAAAACCUUUUGGGUAGGGAAUCUGACUGCUCCAAGUAAUAGCAGCAGAGCUCGGAACAGGAUUUAAAAAUCUCACUUUCCUUUGGGAACCGCUGCACUUUGCCUGGGUUUUCCAACACUGGCUCCCGCCCGGUUGCAGGCCUUGGGAAUGAGAGCAGGCUCAGUGUUCUGUAUGCUGGUAAUCUGGGGAAUUUGUUACUUGAGCUCUUAACUGACCUGGAAGGGCAACUAUAAUUUAUUAAUUUUAGGAUCUAAUCAGAGUAAUUAUUAAGGUGUCUAUGUACAUAUGUGUGUGUGUAAAGGAACACAGGUACACCUUACAGCUUUUACCGUUUCAUCAAUGUGAAGCACCAGAGUAAAAUAAAACCAAAAAAAACCCCAAAACAAAUUCCAAGCACAGGGAACAGGAAAACUGUAUAGCAAAUUUUCAGAUAACAAAAUCUUAUCAGGGAAAGUCCUGAAUAAUGACUCCCACCUCAAACCGCAUUCUAUCUAAAUAGUUUAAAAACAAUGGCAUCAAUCAUCUGUUAAAGCUGAGAACAGAAGACCGUGUUACUUGAGGAAGAAAUAGCAAAUGCUGGCACCGGAUACAUCAUUUACUCACCUAAUCCACUAAGACUCAGGACCACUCUGGACCACGUUUAUUAAAGUGCAUCAUUGUUAUGUUAUAAUGUGACCAUUAGAUACAAAUGGUAAGGCACUUGGCGUAAAUGACUAUGAUUAAACUUAUGUUGACAUAACCAUGCCAAUUGUUCAGUUUCCUUAUGUGGUCAAGUCUUUAUAGCUAUAAUCAGUGUUAAAAUCAAAUGUGUGCUCAUCUCCACACUUUUUCCCUUCUCUCUCUCAUCUGCAUCCAGUAAAAGGCCCGGAACCUGGAUCUUAGUCUUUGGGGCCGAGGUUCCCUCAGUUCCCGGGGCUGAUGUAUCUGCUUCCACCCAGCCUUCUCUAGUCCUCCAGUCCUGUGGCUCGUCCUUGCCUCUGUGUCACCUGUGUCCCUUGACUUGAGAACCCCUGUAUCCAGCUCUCUGUAUUGCACGUCCGAGGGUUGGAGGGCUUAAACCUGACCAGGCUGGGGAGGCGAUGGGAGCUCACCUUUAGUAUCCCUGUUGGUCCUUGUCCUUCUCAUCACUGGUCUUAUAUAACGCACACAGAUUCGCCUUCAGGACCGGUCUUUAGGGUGGAGACCAUGUAGCUUGUUAGCAGGAGUGAAUCUGUAUUCACUAAAAUGGGCUUUCCCCAAGCUUUCCUUCCUUUGUUGUUGAAGGGAGAUGAGGGCAGGGGUACCUCUGAAAUGGGAAAGCCCAGUGAGGGAAGAGGAGGUGAUUCCAUUUCACAGGAGGAAGGAAAGGCCAGGGAAGGCAUAGUCACCUGGAAAGACACACCAAUGAGCCUUCUGCCUGCUGGCAGGAGCGAAGCCUAAAGGAUCUCCCUGAGAACCCUCACACUGAGAACAAGAAUCUGUGUGUAAACCUUCCCCAGCGAUGAGACCUGGCAGAAAUCGAGGCUCAUGGGUGUCUGUUUCCCCUACCAGACUGUAUGUUCUUAAAGGCAGAGCCACCUCCUAUGUGUCUCGAUGCCCCCAGGGCCAGCACCGAGAAGACACCGUAGCCAAACAAACUUGUGUUGAAUUGGAGAGGGGAAAGGCAUGGGGCUGCUGUGUCGCAAAGUGGGUAUGGGAAGGAAGCAGACCCCCGCUGGCCUUGCAGGGCUAAGAAGUGAAAGUAGGUCAUUUUUGUUGGAAUCCAUGUAAUGUAAGUUCUCCAUGAGCAUAUACUUAUGUUUGCCUGCCUGAACUCAGGCUCACGUUUCUUACACUUCAACACUUGCAUGACCUUGCUGUAGGCUGGAGUAUGUUGAUUCUUAACUAUUGCAAGUGGCAACAUUAAAUAGCUCUUAGUUUACAAUAAAGAGCUGAUUGGCGUGGUUGAGUUAGUCAUCCUCUCCUUUUCCCCUUUAUACUGACUAUAAAUGGGCAGCAGAAUCUAGUGUGAUGAAAUCAGGCUGAAUGAUGAGAGACUUGAGAGCACCCUAACCAUUACUGUUUGCCGAGUGCUUCGAGUGGGCCAGCGCUGUGCUCAGCACUAGGGAGCGCAUCGUGUCACCACGUGGUGUGUAGGUGGCCGCUCUAUAAUGAGGCUGGGCCCACUGACGUGACAAGUCCAGGCCAUACAGCAGCUGAGCGGCAGCACCAGGACAGGAGCAGGUCUGUCUGUCUCCAAAGCUCUGCUCAGAGCCGCUGUGCCCCACUUCCUCCCAGAGCAGCCCGGCUACAUGUCUUUGCCACAUCCGAUCUCAUGCAGCCUGUCGGCCUCAACCCACCAGUCAAGUGGCCUAUCUUUUAAAAUUACUUUUAAUAACAGAUCCCAAGUCUGAACUUAGUCCUCCCCUUUUCUUUCUGGCAAUGAGAACAGGACCUCUCUGAGUCACAGGGCCCCAUAUUGGCCAAGGUCCCUGACCCAGCCCUUGGCUUUUUACAU
Molecule: messenger RNA, 4508 nt
Organism: Myotis myotis
Lineage: Eukaryota; Metazoa; Chordata; Mammalia; Chiroptera; Vespertilionidae
Gene: RHOH
Product: ras homolog family member H
Exons: 4
Coding region: 677-1252 (191 amino acids)
Biological process (GO): small GTPase-mediated signal transduction
Molecular function (GO): GTPase activity; GTP binding
Source: RefSeq, a predicted model, not a curated record